AUGGAUUCUUACAAUAAUGCCAAUCGUUACUUACCUGUAUCGCAUUUUCGAGCAGAUGUUGAAGAAUCAUUGCUAAACUUGUAUUUGAAAUAUGGCCCUUGUCAAAAAAUUCUGCAACAGAGAUUGCGAUUGUUGAGUAGUUUUUCAAGUAGUACAAGAACGUCAACUACUCCAACAACGCCAUCAAAAUAUCAAGCUGGCAGUACUGCUAGCGAUCAUCGAAACAGUACUUAUCAGGAAUUUGCUCAUGCAAAUGGGCAUAAUUCUAAAGGAACGCCUUAUCACCACCAACGAUCUGUGUCAGCUUUACCUUUGCAAGAACAUUUGCAACAACAACAACAACUUAGUGCUAAAAAAGGACGUCAUGGGUUCUAUUCUUCAUCCAGUAAUACUCCUCACUUACCUAACAAUUAUGUCUACAGACGAGAAGGUUCCACGCUAAAUGCUGGUAUCUUUUAUUGUGCACUUAACAGCAAUAAUAAUUUCUAG
Molecule: messenger RNA, 489 nt
Organism: Thelazia callipaeda (thelaziosis nematode)
Lineage: Eukaryota; Metazoa; Nematoda; Chromadorea; Rhabditida; Thelaziidae
Source: the annotation of a GenBank genome assembly